GCCAUGCGCUGUCCCUCGCCUUCCCUCCGCGCCCCGCCCCGGGCACGCAGGUGCAGGACGGGGGUGGUCUGUCCGCUGUGCCAUGGCCGGGGCUGCGAAGGGCAGCCCGGAGCGCCCGGCGGAGGAGGAUUACAGGCUGUCAAUUUGCAGCAAAUUAUGCUAUGCAAUAGGAGGCGCCCCAAACCAAGUGGCAGGGAGUGCUACUGCUUUCUUCCUCCAGAUCUACCUGCUAGACAUAGCCCAUAUAACUCCAUUUCAUGCCUCUUUGGUGCUGUUCAUUGGCAAAGCCUCAGGUGCAGUUACUGAUCCUGUUGCUGGCUUUUUUAUUAGCAAAAGUAGAUGGACAAAAAUUGGACGGCUUAUGCCUUGGAUGCUGGCAUGUACACCCUUCACAAUAGUGUCCUACUUUUUUAUGUGGUUCCUGCCUCCUUUUGUAUCAGGAAGAGUUGCAUGGUACUUGACUUUCUACUGCCUUUUCCAAGCACUGACGACUUUAUUCCAAGUACCGUACUCUGCCCUCACCAUGUUUCUCAGCACAGACCAGAAGGAGAGAGAUUCUGCAACAGCGUACCGAAUGACCAUGGAAGUGCUUGGGACCUUGAUUGGAGCUGCACUUCAGGGACAGAUUGUGGCCAGUGCUCAUGUCUCUCAUCACUGCACUGUGAAUCCCCCAGUAAACACAACUGACUCCUGGCAUGACUCUUCCAUCUUUCCAGACCCUUCAGAUCCCCUGUCUCAUCAAGCAAAAGUUUAUAUGAUUGCAGCAGGGGUCAUAGGAGGUGUGUAUCUUCUUGGAAUUAUCAUUCUUUUUCUUGGAGUGAAGGAAAAAGAUGAUCCUUAUGCCUUAAAUUCAGACAGAGCAAUACCUUUUUGUAAGGGGCUUGGACUCACCAUGAAGCAUGGUCCAUACGUGAAGCUUACAGCUUCAUUUCUUCUCAUCUCAACAGCAGUUCAGUUGGAGCAGAGCAACUUUGUCCUGUUCUGCACUCAUGCUGCUGGUCUUCACAGUCACUUCCAGUAUUUGGUAGUGACCAUCUUGGUAUCAGCAGCUGUGAGCAUUCCCUUCUGGCAGAAGAUUCUACAGCGAUUUGGCAAGAAAUGUGCAGCAUUCGGGAUUGCGUGGAUGACUCCUUUUGCAAUCAUGCUAGUCACCAUUCCAAACCUCAUCCUGGCUUACUUUGUGGCCUUUGUCUCUGGUCUGAGCAUCGCAGCAUCUCUUCUGUUGCCAUGGUCAAUGCUGCCUGAUGUUGUUGAUGACUUUCGCCUGCGGAAUCCUCAUGGAAAAGGACAUGAAACUAUUUUCUAUUCUUCUUAUGUUUUCUUUACCAAGAUGUCAGCAGGAAUUGGCUUAGGAAUUUCUGCAGCUGGACUGGAGUUUACUGGAUACAAGCCAGGGUUAUGCAGACAACCCAAUGAUGUGAUCCUUACACUGAAAAUCCUCAUUGGAGCGGUCCCUGCUAUCCUCAUCUUUGUAGGCUUAUUUAUACUUCUUUUCUACCCAAUCACUGAAGAAAGCCGAAGAGAAACAAAGCUUGCACUUGAGGUGUUAAGGAGGAGCCAUCAAAGCACAGACACCCUGGACAAAGAGGAUAUCUCAGUCUGAAAGCUCCAAAUACAGCGACUUUCCAAAUACAGUCUCACAUCUCACGCACAAACUCUGUGAGAGUCUCCCAGGUCAUUUCUCUGCUCACAUUUUAUCAAAAAGGAUAAAGGAUGAUUCUGACACAGUCAGAAAUGAAAUCAAGAGAGAACACCACCGUGCAAAAGAGAUAUCUAACUUUAUGCACUGUGCUAAAAAAGACAUUACAAGUGUUCAGGAAUGUGAGCUGUUGAAGGCUUGGGUUUUUUUGUUUGUCUGUCAGUGAUUAAUGGAAAGCUAUGAUCUCACUGCAAUGGGAGAUUCUAUGGACUUGUAGGUCAGGGGAAAAGGAUGUAAAUAUUAUGCACCACCCAAAUUUUAACUCGUGAUAUAUUUCACCCUUAGGGGCUGGGAUGGAUUUUGAACAUAAUUUCUACCUAUAAAUUGCACACUAGUGUAUUUGGAAAGCACUUUGGAAUGCUAAAGUAUACUAUAAAGUUAGGAUUUAUUUUGUUUUUAAAUGAAGCAAAUCACUGAUGCAGACAUGUUUUGAGGAUUUUCUCACAGAGUUUUUCUGAAAAAGUCAGGGAUGCCAUCAUGCUUUAGAUACAUUACCUGAAAACUCAUUUUUACUAUAGAUUCUGAACCCUGCCGAUUCUGAACACUGAACCUAUUUUAUAGAUUCCUAAGCUUAGGUAGGUCUUUCACUUUCUGGAGCACUUCAUUUCAGACUGGUCGUUCUGGGUUUCUUCUAUAGAGAAAUGGAGACAUCCAGAGGCUGUCUCCAAGCUUAAGCUAAAAUGAUUGGACUCUGAAGUCAUAUCUAUAUCUAGAGGGGAGAGUGAUGAAUCCAAGAGUUGAAGGCUUGUUCGCCUUGAAGACAUUAGCACUAUGCAAGACAAGAUAUGAAUUUACAGCCCACUGGCUUCAUUCUCUGAGUAUGUGGGAGGGUGCCUUUAUUUUGUACUAGAAGUGCCUUUGGCUUGCUGCUGCUUGGGAGCACUUGCAGUGAGUGUGUCACUGGGGACAGUGACCACAAGUAAUUCACUCCAGGCCAUCUGGGAAGUGACUCAGUGCUGGGACUGGAAACUGAAAGCUUUUACUGAAAGAAACUGUGAAAUAUAACCGGUGCACCCACUGCGUGUCUCAUUAAGUUUCAUACUGAAACCUUUUCAGGCAAGUUUGAAGUCUGCAGCCUAAUGAACUGUACUAAUUCAGCAAAACACUUGAUUAUGAGUGACCUUUUAAGGAUAUAUUUUGAGUGUGUGUUGGUAAAAGUUAGCUGUGUUUAAGACUUCUGCUGUAUUGACAUCAAAGGCUGGGGUUUUUUUUUUCUUUGUUUCGGUUCUUGGACAAAUCAAGAUUUGUAUGCCUGGGGCAUAUGUGUUUACAACAAUAAAAACCAUAAGCCUGUUUACAAUUUUGAGUCUGAUGGAAUUCGAAAUAGCAGAUUGACUGCACCUUGAAGUAGGUAAGUUAUGUGGUAAUCUCACAUAGCUCCAAAACAUCUUAGAAAACAGCUUUGAGGGGUUGAUUUAUUCUGUAAUAUUUGUAAUAUUCUGUAAUAUUUCUGAAUAGUUAUCUUUAAAAACAACCAGAAAUCCCAGUAAAGGCUGGUUAUGUUUUAGCUGCUAUAAAUCUGUAGCUACAAGGCAAUGGAUCUGUGUCAGUUUAUGUAAGCCAAAUACUUAGCCCAGUGAUAAAAGGGUUGCAAAAACUGCUGGCUGUGCUUGAUUGGAGUAAUUUCAGUGUGGCUUAAGAUAUUAUUUCUAGAUCAGUUAUGCAGCUGCCUCUAAAUUGCACAAUGCCCCACCUGAAUUCAGUCACUUGUAAGAUAAACUUGGUUGAUUGUAAACCGAUUUCUUCUUCUCCACAGAGACAAUAAUUAUCUCACAAAGAUGUACUUGGUCCUCACUUUGCAUAUGGAAUCAAUAAUGGAAACUGCCAAAAUAAAGCAGAAAGCCUCCAUAGAUGAAUUUUA
Melopsittacus undulatus (budgerigar) is the source of this 3560-nucleotide messenger RNA. RefSeq names its product MFSD2 lysolipid transporter B, sphingolipid (gene MFSD2B). The record is from RefSeq and is a predicted model, not a curated record. Gene Ontology annotation, biological process: carbohydrate transport. Lineage: Eukaryota; Metazoa; Chordata; Aves; Psittaciformes; Psittaculidae. Gene Ontology annotation, molecular function: symporter activity; sphingolipid intramembrane carrier activity. Gene Ontology annotation, cellular component: plasma membrane. The coding region runs from base 83 to 1603 and encodes 506 amino acids. The transcript is spliced from 14 exons.